This is a messenger RNA of Pristis pectinata (smalltooth sawfish), 1831 nucleotides long. RefSeq names its product MAPK activated protein kinase 5 (gene mapkapk5). NCBI's taxonomy places the organism in Eukaryota, Metazoa, Chordata, Chondrichthyes, Rhinopristiformes, Pristidae. Bases 346 to 1755 code for a protein of 469 amino acids. The transcript has 14 exons. Gene Ontology annotation, molecular function: calcium/calmodulin-dependent protein kinase activity; calmodulin binding; mitogen-activated protein kinase binding. Gene Ontology annotation, biological process: peptidyl-serine phosphorylation; Ras protein signal transduction; protein autophosphorylation. Gene Ontology annotation, cellular component: cytoplasm; nucleus. The record is from RefSeq and is a predicted model, not a curated record.
GCUGUUCAUUAAGAUGAGCAGCGCCAGCAAUGGCGGACCUUGGGUUACGGGAAUCCCUGUAGUUAGUGGGGGAAAUAACGUAGAGCUGCGCCUCAUCGUCGUCGGAGAUGGAGAGGCCUUUGAUUUGAAGUUCUCCUUUACCGAGUGUCUUUAGAGCUGGAUUGAAAAGGGAAAUAUAUAUUUUUCCCUUUCCCUACCCUUUACUCUCUCCCCGGGCCUUGUCCUCAUCCUCCCUCUAACCUGCUCUGUUCUCUCUCUUUCCUUGCGAGCCCUCCUCUGCUUUCUGCACCCUCUCCCUUGUUUUCCAUUCCCCUCGUUUCCCCCACCCCGGCCCACAUCGGCAGGAUGUCCGAGGACGGUGUGGACAGAGUGAUCAAGGAAUCUUCCAUAUUAGAUGAGUACGCUAUUAACUGGACUCAGAAACUAGGAGCUGGGAUCAGCGGGCCUGUACGAGUGUGCAUGAAAAAAUCAACUGGAGAACGGUUUGCACUAAAAAUUCUCCUUGACCGUCCAAAAGCAAGAAAUGAGGUUCGACAUCACCUUAUGUGUGUGGGCCACAACAACAUUGUUCAGAUUAUUGAAGUAUAUGCUAACAGUGUUCAGUUCCCCCAUGAGUCCAGUCCAAGGGCUCGGCUGCUAAUUGUAAUGGAGAUGAUGGAAGGUGGGGAGCUGUUUCACAGAAUCAGCCAACAUAAGCACUUUACAGAGAAAAUGGCUAGCCAGGUUACUAAACAGAUUGCUCUGGCUAUACAGCACUGUCACUCCUUGAACAUUGCCCAUAGAGACCUCAAACCUGAAAACCUCCUCUUCAAGGACAACUCUCUGGAUGCACCAGUUAAACUGUGCGAUUUUGGAUUUGCCAAAAUCGAUCAUGGGGAUCUGAUGACACCACAGUUCACUCCAUAUUAUGUAGCACCUCAGGUAUUAGAGGCACAGAGGAGACAUCAGAAAGAGAAAUCUGGAAUAAUACCUACCUCGCCAACUCCUUACACAUACAAUAAGAGCUGUGACCUGUGGUCGCUGGGUGUAAUUAUUUACGUGAUGCUAUGUGGAUAUCCACCGUUUUAUUCCAAACACCACAGCCGGACAAUCCCAAAGGACAUGCGAAAAAAGAUCAUGACGGGAAGUUUUGAAUUCCCAGAGGAAGAGUGGAGUCAGAUUUCCGAGAUGGCAAAGGACAUUGUGAGAAAAUUGCUGAAGGUAAAGCCAGAGGAGCGGCUCAAUAUUGAAGGGGUGCUGGAUCAUCCCUGGCUGAACUCCACAGAGGCUUUAGAUAACAUUCUCCCAUCUUCCCAAAUGAUGAUGGAUAAGGCAAUGGUUGCUGGGAUCCAGCAGGCUCAUGCAGAACAGCUGGCCAGUAUGAGAAUUCAGGAUCUGAAAGUGAGCCUUAAACCUCUAAACUCUGUUAAUAACCCAAUUCUUCGCAAGAGGAAACUGCUUGGCACGAGGCCCAAGGACAGUGUGUACAUUCAUGAUCCAGAGAAUGAGGCAGAGGAUGCCAACGUCGCUGUGGAGAAACUGCGGGAUGUCAUCGCCCAGUGUAUUUUACCGCAGGCUGGAGAGAAUGAAGAUGAAAAGCUAAAUGAGGUAAUGCAAGAAGCUUGGAAGUACAACAAAGACUGUAAAUUUCUGCGUGAUACACUGCAGAACCUCAACUGGAAUGGCCGAGGGUUCAGUGAUAAAGUCGAUCGUCUGAAACUAGCAGAAAUGGUCAAACAGGUCAUUGAAGAACAAACAAACUCGCAGGAUUCCUAACAUUAGUGUGUGCUGUUUUUACACUGUACCAGGAGUAUUCUUUGAUAAAUGUAAAAAGAAUUUUUAUUUAAAUAAA